Molecule: messenger RNA, 840 nt
Organism: Neurospora tetrasperma FGSC 2508
Lineage: Eukaryota; Fungi; Ascomycota; Sordariomycetes; Sordariales; Sordariaceae
Exons: 4
Coding region: 1-840 (279 amino acids)
Biological process (GO): positive regulation of proteolysis; protein quality control for misfolded or incompletely synthesized proteins; protein polyubiquitination
Cellular component (GO): cytoplasm
Molecular function (GO): protein-folding chaperone binding; ubiquitin protein ligase activity
Source: RefSeq, a predicted model, not a curated record
AUGUCAGGACAAUCCUCACUAGCCCUCAAAGAGGAGGGUAACCGCCACUUCCAAAAGGGCGACUACGUCGCUGCCGAGGCGUUGUACACCAAGGCGCAACCCCCUUUUUUUAAAACACACAGAAUCCUCGCUGACCCCACAAACCCCCUCCUCUACACCAACCGCGCCAUGGCCCGCCUCAAAAUGUCUCGCUGGGACUCGGUAAUCGAAGACUGCGAGGAAUGUCUCCGCCUGUCCUCCAGUACCACGCACCUCCCGCUCAAAAACUACGACCAAGCCGUUGCCUACGCGCUGGAAGCGCACAAGAUUUGCGCAGACACGCACGACAAGAGUUUGGCGGCCGUGACGAGUCAGGUGCUCAAGUGCAAGAAGGAGAGGUGGGAGCACAGGGAGAAGUUGAGGAAGAGGGAGGAACAGGAACUGGAGGGCGAGGUGGUGGAGAUGCUGAGGAGGGAGAUGGACGGGUUGCUGAAGACUACUAGUUCUAGUGGUGAGGAUGAGGAUGAGGAAGGGAGGAAAGAGACGGAAAAGAUGUACGAGGAGAAAAUCGAGAGGAUACGAGCCGUCUUUGAAAGGGCGAGGGAUAAGGAAAACCAGCGAAGACCGAAUCCGCCAGAUUGGGCGAUUGAUGAUAUCAGUUUUCAGGUCAUGGUUGAUCCUGUGAUGACAAAAACAGGCAAAUCCUACGAACGCGCAUCCAUCGAGGAACACCUCCGAAGAAGCGAGACGGAUCCGCUGACGAGAACACCCCUGACCAUCAAGGAUCUGCUGCCCAACAUCGACCUUAAGCACGCUUGCGAGGAGUUCUUGAAUGAGAACGGGUGGGCGGUUGACUGGUAG